UACACAGGUGACGUUAACGAUCUGGGUCUAGAUUUUACAGUUAUGACAGAUGAUUUGGGCGAAACUAAGACUGAAGAAUUGAAGCCAGGAGGCGCAAAUAUUACAGUGAAUGCGACAAAUCGAAUAGAAUACAUUCAUUUAAUGGCAGAUUUUAAAU
Molecule: messenger RNA, 157 nt
Organism: Ctenocephalides felis (cat flea)
Lineage: Eukaryota; Metazoa; Arthropoda; Insecta; Siphonaptera; Pulicidae
Product: ubiquitin-protein ligase E3C-like
Biological process (GO): protein polyubiquitination; ubiquitin-dependent protein catabolic process
Molecular function (GO): ubiquitin protein ligase activity
Source: RefSeq, a predicted model, not a curated record